AAUCAUUCAUCGAAAACGCAUUGUCUGCCAUAGUCUGAUCGAACAAAUUUGUGCUAGUUAAGACUACUUUUAUGCGAAACAAUAAACGGAACGUUCUUUUUAUCGAAAUAUGGAUUGGUCAGACAAUUCCGCUGUUAACAUUUGUGGCAAGUUGCAUGUAUACAUGAUUAUACACAAGCCUUUACACGACUAAAUACAUAUGUUUACAUCAAUUAGCAAUCAAGUGAAAACGGCAAGCGCAGAGAUCAAAGAACUGAAAGUUGAAUUUCUAAACAAGCUGUGGUGGAUAGCCGCGCGUAUGGAAGGCUGACCAGCGCGGAGCUGAACUAGAUUCUUUCCAAGAACCCCAUUAAAACGGUACGCGGCAGCAUUUUCUUAUUUCUUUCAUCAACAAGAAAGUCUAGAAUUUCCAGCUAGAAAUCGCAAAUGACCAAAGCAAAAAGUUGAGCUUUGCUGGGGCGCUGCACAACUUACCGCAUCAGUCGGCGAUCGCGCACAAAACCGCACAGAAGUGCAACGCGACGACACAAAUUCAGAGAUCUUUGUUUUACUAGGAAAAAAUUUACAUGAAAGGUUCUUUCAAAAAUGGCGCUCAUCAACUCUCAAUUCAUUUCGACAAUUAUUGUUGUUGUGCUAGUCGCGCGCACCAAUCAAGAGCGUUUGAGCGAGAGCAGCGCGCCUACGCAAAUUAACGCGGAAGGUGUUGAAAAGUGUGGUAGCAGCAGUGACUCCGUUUCAAGCGCACGCCACACUGACGAGCUGAUAAAAAGUGUGCCAUACUUUCAGGCGUCACUGCCGAUGCGCGUGUACGAGUGCUUACGCCUCUUUAGCAUUUUGCGCUGCACGAAAUUGUUUAUUUUGCAAAAAAUGGAGGAGCGCAAUACGAUAAAUCACAGUGGCAACUUAACACGCGACUUUCUCGAUCAAUUUAUUGACACGGAAGACGAGGUGGGCAGCCUGAUUGAUAACAAGUAUGCGAAUAUGACGGAUGAGAAGCUGAAUCAUUGCUUGGUUCUGCGUUUUCAGCGCUUCUUCAAGCAUCGCGACAUCAAAUUGCAUUUCCUGCCGGGAGUAAUGGUGAAGAUCGUGCCCAGUCGCGACAACAAGCUGAGCUUCACACUGAGAAAGAGCAAAAAAAAUAAAAAGCAAGCCGUGCACUCGAGUGGACGCGCCGGCAAACUUGUCGAGGAAAUCGAUGAAACGCUGGGCCUAACCGAACCAACAAAAGAAACACAUUCGGUUGAAUCCGCGCUAACAAAGCAAAGCGUUUUAGGUUUAGGCGGCGCUGGCCUUGGUGGUGUUGGUGGAAUACGGCGCAAAAAUAAGAAGGGGUCCUCCUUUGCUACUUACAAGAACACAAUUCUUCAAAUGGCCGUGCCUGUUAUGGUCAUGCCCGCCAUUCUACUGGGGUCGGUAUUGCCAUUCCUAUUGCCCAUGCUGAAGUUGGCCACCAUAAUGUCGAUGAUGUUGAAUAAUAGUGCUUUUAUUGCGGCGCUCAUUUAUGCCGCGCGCACACACGCGAACGCGCAGGACGAACAGCAAAUCAGCUAUCCUCCACAAGGUUACUUUUAGUGAAAUUUGUAUUAUUAAUGAGUUUUGAAAAUGUUUGUAUUAAUAAAAUUUGAAGUACGUAGUUGGGUUACUAACGUCCAUCA
This is a messenger RNA of Bactrocera oleae (olive fruit fly), 1655 nucleotides long. RefSeq lists its product as uncharacterized. The record is from RefSeq and is a predicted model, not a curated record. Lineage: Eukaryota; Metazoa; Arthropoda; Insecta; Diptera; Tephritidae.